This is a messenger RNA of Penicillium samsonianum, 1575 nucleotides long. RefSeq names its product sugar porter family MFS transporter. The coding region runs from base 1 to 1575 and encodes 524 amino acids. Gene Ontology annotation, biological process: carbohydrate transport; transmembrane transport. The record is from RefSeq and is a predicted model, not a curated record. Gene Ontology annotation, molecular function: carbohydrate:proton symporter activity. The transcript is spliced from 3 exons. Lineage: Eukaryota; Fungi; Ascomycota; Eurotiomycetes; Eurotiales; Aspergillaceae. Gene Ontology annotation, cellular component: membrane.
AUGGGCUUCGCUUUGAAGAGGCCAGAUGAUGCCGUGGGCUCUGCUGCCCCGGCUAUCCUGAUUGGAUUGUUUGUUGCAUUCGGUGGUGUUCUCUUUGGAUAUGACACAGGUACUAUCAGCGGUAUCCUCGCCAUGCAUAAGUGGCGAGAGAUGUUCUCAACCGGCUACAUCAACCCGAAGGAUAAUCUCCCCGAUGUCACAUCCGGACAAUCAUCAAUGAUUGUCUCUCUGCUCUCGGCAGGCACUUUCUUCGGUGCCCUCGGUGCCGCCCCUAUCGCCGAUAAAUUCGGUCGACGGAUGGGCAUGGUUAUGGAGACCGUCGUCUUCGUCUUCGGAGUCAUCCUCCAAACCAUCUCAACCUCCAUUCCUCUCUUCGUAGCCGGCCGUUUCUUCGCCGGUCUGGGCGUUGGUCUCCUCUCCGCAACAAUCCCCCUCUACCAAUCCGAGACUGCGCCCAAAUGGAUUCGUGGCACAAUCGUCGGCGCCUACCAACUCGCCAUCACACUCGGUCUUCUUCUCGCCGCCAUCGUCAACAACUCCACCAAGGACCGCGACGACACCGGCUCCUACCGUAUCCCCGUCGCUGUCCAAUUCGCCUGGGCCAUCAUCCUCGUCGUCGGCAUGCUGAUCCUCCCAGAAACACCUCGUUUCCUGAUCAAGCAAGACCGCUACGAAGAAGCCACCAAGGCCCUCGCUCGCCUCCGCCGCAUGGACGUGAACGACCCCGCCCUUGUCGCUGAGCUCUCUGACAUCCAAGCCAACCACGAAUACGAAAUGAGUCUCGGAAAGGCUACCUACCUCGAGAUCGUCCGCGGAUCCCUCGGAAAGCGUCUCGCAACCGGCUGCGCAGUUCAGGGUCUGCAGCAACUCGCUGGUGUCAACUUCAUCUUCUACUACGGCACCACCUUCUUCCAGAACUCUGGAAUCAAAAACUCCUUCACAAUCACCCUUAUCACCAACAUCAUCAACGUCAUCUCCACCUUCCCCGGUCUCUACAUGGUUGAGAAAUGGGGUCGUCGCCCUCUCCUCAUGUUCGGUGCCGUGGGAAUGUGCGUCUCGCAACUCAUCGUCGCGAUCGUGGGCACAGCCAUCAACUCCGAGGUGUCGAACAAGGUCCUCAUCGCCUUCGUGUGCAUCUACAUCUUCUUCUUCGCCAGUUCCUGGGGUCCGGUCGCCUGGGUCGUGACGGGUGAAUUGUUCCCCCUCAAGGCCCGUGCCAAGUGUCUCUCCAUCACCACUGCCACCAACUGGCUGCUUAACUGGGCUAUUGCCUACGCCACCCCGUACAUGGUGAACAGCGGGGCUGGAAAUGCCAAUCUCGGCUCUAAGGUUUUCUUCAUCUGGGGUGGAUUCUGCUUUAUUUGUGGUGUGUUUGUUUACACCUGCAUUUAUGAGACCAAGGGCCUUUCCCUUGAGCAGGUUGAUGAGCUCUAUGCCAAGGUUCCCCGCGCUUGGAACUCGGUUGGCUGGGUUCCUUCCGUGAACUACACUGAGCAGCUUGAGAUUGAUGCUGGGGAGAAGAGGGCUGAGGCUGCUACCCACCACGAGAGUGUUGGCGCUAAGACUGAGGCUUGA